Hemisphaericaspora subhashii is the source of this 1224-nucleotide messenger RNA. Its product is annotated as TRAMP complex RNA-binding subunit. Gene Ontology annotation, molecular function: nucleic acid binding; zinc ion binding. The record is from RefSeq and is a predicted model, not a curated record. NCBI's taxonomy places the organism in Eukaryota, Fungi, Ascomycota, Pichiomycetes, Serinales, Debaryomycetaceae. Bases 1 to 1224 code for a protein of 407 amino acids. The transcript has a single exon. Gene Ontology annotation, biological process: polyadenylation-dependent RNA catabolic process.
AUGUCAGGUAUACUACCAUAUGUAGAGGAUACAGUACCCUCUAAACUAAAACGAGGGAAAUAUACUGAAAAAUCAGAUCAUCACGAUUCACCAUAUCAACCGCCAACAACAACAUCACUUUCCUAUGAUCAAGUAAAUGAUAAUGCCGAUGAAUUAAUAGAACUCAGAGGAGAAGGAAGAUACUUUGGAGUAACCGACCCAUCAAACCCCUCUCAAGCAUUAGGCCCUAUCUGUGCAAAUUGUCAUAAAAGAGGUCAUUUGCGUGCUAAAUGUAAAACAGUAAUUUGUCAUAAAUGUGGAAUUGUUGGUGAUCAUUAUGAAACUCAUUGUCCUACAACUUUAAUAUGUGCAAGAUGUGGUGAAAAGGGGCAUAUUGCAAUCAACUGUAGUAGUAAAGUUAAAAAAAGACUGUAUUGUCGAAAUUGUGAUACAUUUACUCAUGGUGAUGAAAAUUGUCCAAGUAUUUGGAGAUCAUAUUUAACUAAACGUGAAACUGAUAAUGAUGAAAAUAAUGAAUGUCUGGCAUUACCGGUUAUUUAUUGUUAUAAUUGUGGAGAUAAUGAACAUUAUGGUGAUGAAUGUCCAAAAUAUAGAACUUCAAGAAUACCAAAUGUAGGUUCAGCAUUUAGUGGAAGUAAUUUACCUAGAAAAUUCCGUCCAUUAUAUUUUUCAAGACUUAAGAGUAAGAGUAAUAUUGGUACUAGUAGUAGUAGAGGAGGAAAUGAUAGUUAUUAUAGACCAGAAAGUGCAGUUACAGAUUAUCAAAGUGAUUAUUCCCUGGGUACAAGAAAUUACUUCAGCAACAACAACAACGAUUAUCUGAAUUCAUUUGGACAAUAUGAAUUGAAUAAUAAUUAUAAUAAUAAAAUGCCAAGUCGAUCAGGAUAUAUGCCACCAGCAACAGUCAAAGGAAAUAAUAGUGCAAGCAUGCAUAAAGCUAAUAGUUUUAAUGGCAGACCAAUAACAAAUUUUAGUUUACCUACAAGAAGUGGAACUAUUCGAAAGAUUGUUUCUAUGGACUACGGUGAUAAUAAUAAUAACAAUAAUAAUAAGCCAAAGCAGAAGCAAAAUCAUAAUAAUAAUAAUGGAGGUAUAAAUAAACCAAAGCAAAAGAAACAGGGAAAGAAAUCUUCAAGGCAAGAUCUUAAUGGUCCAACUAGAUCGGGGUUGAUUACAGAAAGUGGUGGUAAUAAAAAGAAGCCUGCAAGAUUUAUGAGAUAUUAG